UCAACAAUCGCACCGGGAACAUUUUCCGAAUGUUGCACAAACCCCAUUAGCUGUAGGGCUCUGACGGAGUGAGCGGGGAUCAUGUUCAUUCAUAAAUGAUCCGCAUUUUUCCCAGCGAGGAACACCGAUCGAGUUGCAUCCGGAGACUAUAAAAGUACCUUAGACGAAGUUCAAGGGCUUAGUUGUUUACGUUAGUUGAUCAGCUGGAGAUCGCGGGUGAGAUGCACAAUAUUCGGUACAACCUGAUCGAGGACGGGUCUUCACUGGACGAGGUGAUCGAGUCGGUCGUGGCUCGUGGCCCGCAGGAGAACCCAGUACAUAUCCUCAAUCUAGAUGAUGUUGUGGCGAAGCAUCGAAACUGGCGGGAAAAGCUACCACGCGUAGAGCCAUUCUACGCCGUCAAGUGCAACGACGAUUCGGCGAUCAUUAGGACACUGAUCGCUCUUGGAGCUGGCUUUGAUUGUGCAUCAAAAAAGGAAAUCGAAAAGGUACUCAAACUAGGGGCCGAUCCUAACAAGAUCAUCUUUGCUCACACGGCAAAAUCGGUUGACUCGAUCAGCUAUGCCAAGUCGUGCGGUAUCAAUAUGAUGACCUUCGACGGUGAGAUCGAGUUGGACAAGAUCAAAGGACUGCACUCGGAUGCGUCACUUGUGCUGAGAAUACGCUACGAUUCGGCCAGUGCCCAGGUUUCUCUGGGAAAGAAGUUCGGUUGCGAUCCGGAACACGAAGCCCCUCGGCUACUGAAGCACGCAAAAUCACUCGGGUUAACCGUAGUCGGUAUCAGCUUCCAUGUAGGAUCAGGGAACAGCGAUGCAGAAUCGUUUUACGGAGCAAUCAAAGCGGCUAGAAACCUUUUCAACCUUGCAACCGACCUUGACUUCGAUCUCCGUCUGCUGGACAUCGGCGGUGGCUUUCCAGGUGACCACGACAAACCAAUCGACGCGUUUGUCAAGGCAGUCAAUCUGGCACUUCAACGCUACUUCCCGUUAAAGUCCGGCGUUCGGGUUAUCGCCGAACCUGGAACGUACUACGUUGCAUCUGCCGUAACCCUAGUGGCACAUGUGCAAUCGAAAAGGGUCAUCCGAUCGCCUCAUGGCAUCAUCUCGGAGAUCAUGUACUACCUCAACGACGGGAUGUUCGGUUCGUUCGAUUGGCUUAACCCGCGUCGCUAUCCACCGGUUGUGAUUCCCGCAAAUCGUCAGCUAGUUCGUAGCCGAGAUCACUACUCGACAACGUUGUGGGGCCCCACGUGCGAUUCGACGGAUCUGAUCGCUUCCGGAUGGAUGAUGGAGGAACUGCAGCUUGGAGAUUUUCUCGUGUUCGACAACAUGGGCGCUUAUGGGACGGUACUGGCCACCAACUUCAACGGAUUUCCCAAACCGAAGGUGAUGGUCAACGUUAGUCGUUCGACGUGGGAUCAGCUGAAAUUGGGCAAAUUUGAUCGGAGAUUGAAGCGGAGAAACCACUAGUGGAGCGGAAAUUUCCUUUCCGAGAUAGGAUGUGCGUAUUUGGUUUCUCUCUAAAAGUCAUUAGGACUGUGAAAUGCUACGAAUAUUAUAAUGCGCUAGCUGUAGCUAAGAUAAGGUCUUUGAAUGAUUUUAAUGAUGGAUGUUAGAUCGUGAUCGUGAGAAUAAUAACGAAGCUUUAAUUGCUUGGUAGCAAGAUCUGAUUCAUUCAGGAGUAUGUGUAUGAAUGGAUUCUGGAAUGAUGAUUGUAAAUUAUUUGUUAGGUUUAUGAAUUGGAAAAAAAAAGUGAUAACGCAUGUUUCGCAACGAGUGUC
Molecule: messenger RNA, 1780 nt
Organism: Ochlerotatus camptorhynchus
Lineage: Eukaryota; Metazoa; Arthropoda; Insecta; Diptera; Culicidae
Product: ornithine decarboxylase-like
Exons: 1
Coding region: 222-1469 (415 amino acids)
Cellular component (GO): cytoplasm
Molecular function (GO): ornithine decarboxylase activity
Source: RefSeq, a predicted model, not a curated record